AUGUUUGUCAAAAGAGCGGAGUCGUUUAGUUUUCAGUGGAAAAGUUGGACUUGUUGGAUGAACAAAUCUUCAAAAUGCCGUCUAUAGCAGCUUAACUCGCUGUGGAGAGGUUGUGUCGUACUAGCGUGGAUUCCAUGGUAACUUUUCUUGUGAACAUGCCAAGUCAGUUCUGAAGGCCGGUGGAAAAUGUGGGUUUCGUCUUUUUAAGUUGCAGUAAAACAUCAUAACCAAAUCACUAAGACAUGCUGUUCCACCUAUAAGUUACUGUCAAAGAGGUCAGUCAGGACCAGGUGUAAAUCAAACCCACACUUAACCACUAAAGUGCACCCUAUGUUGUGUGCUCUUAAGAAUCACCUGUGACGUCCUCAAGCUGUAAUGAAAUCCAGCGGACCUGUGUUCACAAGGCAGAAUCCCUUCCAGCCAGCAUCCAGGGUGGGGAAGGCACACUACCAUCCAUCUCGUAACCAGUCCCUGUCAAAGAAAGAGAAAAAAACAAAUUUGAGUCCUGAACGUUCAAAACAGCGGUCCAGUCCACAGUUACACACUCUAAGUCCAGGGAGCAAACGUCUGUCUGAGAAAAGUCACCGGCGUUUGACUGCCACGGAUGAAGAACCUGUCUUUGCAGAGUCCUGGCCCUCCACUGAAUGUGGAUCCUCUCCUGCCAGCACUUCAGCAUCAUCUGACAUGGAGAUGCCCAAACCCUCUGCAACAGUGGGAAAAUCCACAGUUUCCACAGAGCAAGGAGUUCAGCAGGAUUCAGUGCUGGCACAGUACAUCGAACGCUUUCGCAGCGGUCGACCACGGAGUCGAGAAGAGCGCCUACAACUUGGUUCUGCCGCUGGAGAGAAGCAGCCGCCAUUUUGGUGGAUGUCGCCCUCAUCCUUACCUCCCACUUCAACGCCGACUAAAACAACAGAUGAAGAUGUCAUCCAGCCUCUGGAAGAUGACCAUGGACGGGCUAUUUUCAGUGCAGCUGGACAGCGUCAACGUGACAGAUCUCUCUCCCCAUGCAGAGGAUCCCUUAGCAUUCUGUCAGACACCUCCCAGGGUGAAUUUGAUGACAUGGAGAUACUGCAGCUUCAAGAAAGGGCCAGUAGACUUCUGCUGAGAGAUGAAUAUACUCUGGGUGAUGGAAAUAUACAUGUCAGCUCAGAGGGCCUGGGAUGCUCUGAUUUCUCUUCUCCAGUCAGCGUAGAUGAGCCGCUGCGAAGACCUUUGAUUCCCAGUAUGAUAAAAUCCACUACUGCAAAGGCCAGUUCAGACUUGGUUCAUGCUCCGUCCUCCCAGAAAUCCACUGUCAUUCCUUCUCUGGUGCCCCCCGCACGCCCAGAAGAGGACAUCUUGUUCCAGUGGCGUUUAAGGAGAAAGAUUGAGCAGGCCAGGGAGUGGCCCCAGUCGCUGCAGCACUCCAGUCUUCAUGGCCCCGCAUUUAGCUGGCAGGCCUCCAGCUUAAGCCAUCCCUCAGCCAGUGGACAUCCUUACAAGCAGAGUUCUCAACCUCCUGAAUUCUCAUAUAAAGCAACACGUCCACACAUGCCUGCUUACCAGGCAGAAACCAACGAGGCCCAAACAUCGUGUCCCGCAGAUUCAGGCCCACAUCCCCUCCCUGCCUCUGUUGUCUCUGGCUCUUCAGUGUCUCAGCCCCAGGCUAUCGCCCAUGUUCCUGCCCAUAUGCAUUUUCUCUGCGAUGUCUUGCCCUGUCCCGUACAGUCAUCUCAUGCUAGCAGGCAACCAAUCAUUUCUCAAAUUAUCGACGAAUCCCACACCAGAGUUGUCUGUAAAAAGACACAGGCCCCCAGAGACUCAGUGGGUACCUUUACUGAUGAGCCUGUUUGUGAACAUGUACCAUCCGCACCGCCUGCUUCAUUUGGCGCUGUAGAAAGAGAGGGGCCUAGUCAACACAAAACAUCUGAGAGGAAAGCCCAGAAAAGAGAGUCAGAGAGGAAGACAGCCUCAUCCUCCAGAAAGCAGAAUAAAUCAAGAUAUACCGUUGAUAGGGAACAUGGUGAUGUCUCCAGGUCUACAAACGAGAGUUCUUUGCAUCACAAAAUUCCCAAAAAGCUUGUGCCAGGGCCAGAGCAGCAGCAGCCAAACAGGAGCCAGAGGUUCUCAAAGAGAUCUACUGACGAUUAUGCACCACCAACUUCUCCAAUCCACAGCGCCUUAGGACAGGUAGUUUCAGAGGUGCUGUUCCCUACGGCGGAUUCAUCUCCUGCACAAAGGAGCCACGUUUCAUCGGCUGCUCCUCCUCGCAUCGCCUCUGCAGCGCCACAAUCCUCCGUCCCUCCAUGCGACGCACAGAACUCCGUGGAGGUCAUUUCACAGCUGCUGCAAGAAGCUGAGGAUUCAGAUGGAGAAGAGUUCCAAGAUGACCCUUUAUUACAAGUCCUUCGCAAGCAGAGAACGUGGGUAAAGGAGCAGAUCAGUGAAGUGGACUCCACGUUGAAUGAUAUUCAGGACGAGCAACAGGUUCCUUAAACAUUUUAAAGAAGCAACUCGAUGUAGUCUCUCUCUUUUUUUUUUUUAUUUUAUUUUAUAAAGAAAUAAAGUUUAUUUUUUGAAGAAAUAAUUCCACAUUAAAGAGUUUGGAGAUA
Acanthopagrus latus (yellowfin seabream) is the source of this 2594-nucleotide messenger RNA. It is a transcript of the gene proser3, whose product is annotated as proline and serine rich 3. The coding region runs from base 376 to 2478 and encodes 700 amino acids. The record is from RefSeq and is a predicted model, not a curated record. The transcript has 13 exons. Lineage: Eukaryota; Metazoa; Chordata; Actinopteri; Spariformes; Sparidae.